Saccharomyces cerevisiae S288C is the source of this 2475-nucleotide messenger RNA. RefSeq names its product serine/threonine protein kinase SCH9 (gene SCH9). Gene Ontology annotation, molecular function: protein serine kinase activity; protein kinase activity; ATP binding. Bases 1 to 2475 code for a protein of 824 amino acids. The record is from RefSeq and is marked reviewed. The transcript has a single exon. Lineage: Eukaryota; Fungi; Ascomycota; Saccharomycetes; Saccharomycetales; Saccharomycetaceae.
AUGAUGAAUUUUUUUACAUCAAAAUCGUCGAAUCAGGAUACUGGAUUUAGCUCUCAACACCAACAUCCAAAUGGACAGAACAAUGGAAACAAUAAUAGCAGCACCGCUGGCAACGACAACGGAUACCCAUGUAAACUGGUGUCCAGUGGGCCCUGCGCUUCAUCAAAUAAUGGUGCCCUUUUUACGAAUUUUACUUUACAAACUGCAACGCCGACCACCGCUAUUAGUCAGGACUUAUAUGCAAUGGGCACAACAGGAAUAACAUCAGAAAAUGCCCUUUUUCAAAUGAAGUCAAUGAAUAAUGGAAUAUCAUCAGUUAAUAAUAACAACAGCAACACCCCUACGAUUAUUACCACGUCACAGGAAGAAACUAAUGCUGGAAAUGUACAUGGCGAUACCGGUGGCAAUUCUUUGCAAAAUUCUGAAGAUGACAACUUUUCUUCCAGUUCUACCACCAAAUGCUUACUCUCUUCCACUUCUUCGCUAUCAAUAAAUCAACGAGAAGCAGCAGCAGCUGCUUAUGGUCCAGAUACCGAUAUUCCUAGGGGUAAACUAGAAGUUACAAUAAUAGAAGCACGUGACCUAGUCACUAGAUCAAAGGAUUCACAGCCUUAUGUUGUUUGUACUUUUGAGAGUUCAGAGUUCAUUUCUAAUGGUCCUGAGUCACUAGGCGCCAUUAAUAAUAACAACAAUAACAACAACAAUAAUCAGCAUAAUCAAAACCAGCAUAUUAACAACAACAACGAAAAUACCAACCCUGACGCUGCUAGCCAGCAUCAUAAUAAUAACAGUGGUUGGAACGGUUCUCAGUUACCAUCGAUAAAAGAGCACUUGAAGAAAAAACCCCUUUAUACACACAGAUCAUCUUCCCAAUUAGAUCAGCUAAACUCUUGCUCUUCAGUAACCGAUCCGAGCAAACGUUCUUCUAAUUCUUCGUCGGGUUCUUCAAAUGGUCCAAAGAAUGAUAGUUCACAUCCAAUAUGGCAUCACAAGACAACGUUUGAUGUUUUGGGAUCUCACUCGGAAUUAGAUAUUUCUGUUUAUGAUGCUGCCCACGACCAUAUGUUCUUAGGCCAAGUUAGACUGUAUCCAAUGAUUCAUAAUUUAGCACAUGCUUCCCAACACCAAUGGCACAGUUUGAAACCUCGCGUUAUUGAUGAAGUUGUGUCCGGUGAUAUUUUAAUCAAAUGGACUUACAAACAGACAAAGAAAAGACAUUAUGGCCCACAAGAUUUUGAAGUUCUUCGAUUAUUGGGUAAGGGUACUUUUGGCCAAGUCUACCAAGUUAAGAAGAAAGACACUCAAAGAAUUUAUGCAAUGAAAGUUCUCUCCAAGAAAGUUAUUGUCAAGAAAAAUGAGAUCGCCCACACAAUUGGCGAAAGAAAUAUCCUAGUCACGACAGCGUCCAAAUCGUCCCCAUUCAUUGUCGGAUUGAAGUUUUCCUUUCAAACACCAACAGAUCUGUAUUUGGUCACUGAUUAUAUGAGUGGUGGAGAAUUAUUCUGGCAUUUACAAAAGGAGGGCCGUUUUUCGGAAGACAGAGCGAAAUUCUAUAUCGCUGAGUUAGUCCUAGCGUUAGAACAUUUACACGAUAACGAUAUCGUUUACAGGGACCUAAAGCCUGAAAACAUUCUACUCGAUGCCAACGGUAACAUCGCUCUUUGCGAUUUUGGUCUUUCUAAAGCUGACUUGAAGGAUAGAACAAACACAUUUUGCGGCACCACGGAAUACCUGGCACCAGAAUUGUUACUGGACGAAACCGGCUACACCAAAAUGGUCGAUUUCUGGUCUCUAGGUGUUUUGAUAUUUGAAAUGUGUUGUGGUUGGUCCCCUUUCUUUGCGGAAAAUAAUCAAAAAAUGUACCAAAAAAUUGCCUUUGGUAAAGUCAAAUUCCCCAGAGACGUACUGUCACAAGAGGGGAGGUCUUUUGUAAAGGGUUUACUAAACAGAAACCCCAAACAUAGACUCGGUGCCAUUGAUGAUGGAAGAGAACUACGAGCUCAUCCAUUUUUCGCAGAUAUCGACUGGGAGGCCUUGAAGCAGAAAAAAAUUCCACCACCUUUCAAACCUCACCUAGUCUCGGAGACGGAUACCUCGAAUUUUGACCCAGAGUUCACAACAGCUUCAACUUCAUACAUGAACAAGCACCAGCCGAUGAUGACUGCUACCCCGCUAUCUCCAGCCAUGCAAGCAAAGUUUGCUGGUUUCACCUUUGUUGAUGAGUCCGCCAUCGAUGAACACGUUAAUAACAACAGAAAAUUCCUACAAAACUCGUACUUUAUGGAACCUGGUUCCUUUAUCCCGGGAAAUCCAAACUUACCUCCAGACGAAGAUGUCAUCGAUGAUGACGGGGACGAGGACAUCAAUGAUGGAUUCAACCAAGAGAAAAAUAUGAACAACAGCCAUUCGCAGAUGGACUUCGACGGCGACCAACACAUGGAUGACGAAUUUGUCAGUGGAAGAUUCGAAAUAUGA